AUGUCAGUGUCAGAGGUCGUUGCCAGCGAAGACGUGGAAAUGCUCUCCGAUGAGCAUGCGGUGCAGGAGGAGGAGGAACUUGAUAGGGACAAGAUUCGGCUGUUGCCGGAGGCAGCUUCUGAGGAUGGGACUUGUGCGUCCUUCCAGAUUAGCGACGAGGACCAUACGCUGGGAAAUGCGUUGCGGUACAUUAUCAUGAAGAACCCGGAGGUGGAGUUUUGUGGGUAUUCGAUUCCGCAUCCUUCGGAGACGGUUCUGAAUCUUCGUAUCCAGACGUAUGGGAAGAUGACGGCUGUGGAGGCUCUACAUAAGGGACUGAAGGACUUGAUGGAUCUGUGCGAUGUGGUGGAGGACAAGUUCACGCAGCGGAUCAGAGAGUUAUGA
Eremothecium cymbalariae DBVPG#7215 is the source of this 384-nucleotide messenger RNA. It is a transcript of the gene RPC19, whose product is annotated as DNA-directed RNA polymerase core subunit RPC19. Gene Ontology annotation, molecular function: protein dimerization activity; DNA-directed RNA polymerase activity; DNA binding. The record is from RefSeq and is a predicted model, not a curated record. NCBI's taxonomy places the organism in Eukaryota, Fungi, Ascomycota, Saccharomycetes, Saccharomycetales, Saccharomycetaceae. Gene Ontology annotation, cellular component: RNA polymerase I complex; RNA polymerase III complex. The transcript has a single exon. Gene Ontology annotation, biological process: DNA-templated transcription. Bases 1 to 384 code for a protein of 127 amino acids.